Molecule: messenger RNA, 4577 nt
Organism: Osmia lignaria (orchard mason bee)
Lineage: Eukaryota; Metazoa; Arthropoda; Insecta; Hymenoptera; Megachilidae
Biological process (GO): motile cilium assembly
Cellular component (GO): ciliary basal body
Molecular function (GO): protein binding
Source: RefSeq, a predicted model, not a curated record
ACAGUCUUCUACUACUUAUCUGUAGUUACUGUUUUAGGUAUGGCAACAACUUUAAAUGAUGAAGCUUAUUGAUGUAAAAGAGCUAAUCAAUCAUAUUAAUUUAUGUAUCAGCAGAAGGAAUUUUCACGAAAAUGAAGACAGAUAAUUACAAUACCUCUGUAUAUAAAACUCAGUAUUGACUGGGAAACUAUGUAUCAAUAAAAUAAUUUCAAUGUAAGUACUAGCAGAAAAGAAGAUGUUGAAUUAAUUUCUUACUGCACUACUUGGAUAAAGGAAAAACAAUGGAAGCAGAUUCUGUACAAGAUAUAAUGAUUCCUUAGAACUUUCUUCUUAUCUCAAGAAAACAACUUAUCAUGGCAACUUGACUUACAAGAUUCACUUUGGAGUAAAGUAGGAGAAGAUAAAGCAGCAUUUAGACAACAUGAAUUUAACAUCAUUUAUAAACAAAUCCAAUCAUGAAAUGCAAAAAUUCAACACAAAUAAAACAAAGAAAUUAAGUAAUGCGGAUUCUUCAGAUUUAUCAAAACUGGCAUCAAAGUCAGUGGAUAUUAUUGUAGAUAUUCAUAGAGAAUAUAAAGAAGAGAGACAUAUUGAAAAUAUUGAGUCACAUAAAAAAGCUGCAGACAUAUCUUUGAAUAAUUUAAAAUUAUUUUCCAAAACGAAUAAAAGAAAUAGAAGAUCAAAUAUUAGUCCGUCUAAACGUGAAAGCUUUGAAGAAGAACAGGAUGAUAUAAAAAUUAUCGAUUCGUUAGAUAUAAUCGAAGAAUUUCAAGAGUCUUCAACUUAUAAAAAGGAUAAACAAAACGUCGAGGAAAAAUCUUAUAGCAGAAAGCAAUGGGCUACGAUAAAAAGUCCUGUGGAGGAGUUGAAGAAGCCGGCAAGAAAGCGUUGGUCGAAAGACAACAGUGUGAUCCGUUUACCGGAAGCGAGAAAUGUUCCCUGGAACAGAAGAAAGAGAUCAUUGCCAGCGAUACGACAACCAUCGACUCAAAAAUCAUUCUCCGUUUACGAUAAUAAAGCGUUUCUUUCAGAGAACGAGGAAAUUCUUAGAAUAGAAACCGAUCACAAUCGCGAAGACCCAAAGAUUGAAAUUAAAGAAGUUGAUCAGUUGGAAGAUGAGCUUCUUGUAGUUGACAAUCCAAGUUCUCAAGAUUCCUCUAGCGAUAAAAAUCCUUCAAAUGAAGUAGAAAAUUUAAACGACUCCAUGAACAAUGUAGCAGUAGAUAACAAGCGGUUCAAUAAUUUUAUUGGAAGAAAUAAGAAGAAACAUUCCAAUAAAAAUGAUGCCUCAGAUAAUUCAAAUAGUUCACAGAGCUCGGAAGAAGUUGAUGAUAAUUAUUCUUCAGAAGAAUUUAUAAAGGGAAAAAGUAAAAGGAACCGUAAACAGCAUUCGGUGUUUGAGUCUGAGGAUGACUUUAAGAAGGAUCGUUUAAGAUACGAUAAGGAUCGUCUAAGAAAUUCUAGCGAAUGUAUAAUAUCCUCCACUGAAAACGAGGAUCUUGAUGAGAAUCGUUCAACAGAAGCUUGUUAUGAGAAUAAAUUAAAAUCUAAUAGGAGAAGAAGGGAGCAUCACUCUAGAUCACAAAGCAGAAAGGAUAAGAAGAAAAGUGUUAGUAAAAAUGUUUCUUCUUCUUCGCAUACUCCGUCCAUUCGUGUCGAGGAGGACACAAAAAAGAAAAAGAAGAAGAAAAAGACUGAUACAAAGUAUAUAUCUGUAACGAUCCAUAGAGCGGAUAUGUUAGAGGUUGAUUAUAUAACAAAACAUCCUAUGGUAAAGGUUCACAUUGUAAAUGCUGAGAAUGGGAAAUAUUUGAAAUGCGAACAUGGUACUGCUACAUAUUUACAGCCUAUGAUAACUGGUAAAUUUGAUUUUAAAGAGAAUAAAUCUAUGAUACCAGUGUGGGAGGAGGAGCUGGUCUUUGAACAUGAUUUCGAUGCACUUUUGAAGGUGGACAACGAACAAGUGGUAAUUCUUUUUGAAAUCGUUGAUCUUUUGAGUUUCGCCGAAGCAAGCUUUAAUUACGAUAAAUUUGGACACGAAGGUUGCUGGUGCAAAGUUGCAUGGGCUUUUCUGAAACCCGUCGGACGAAAUAAUGUAUUACAUAUUAAUAAAAAAGUUCGAUUACAGCUGUAUAAACCACGACAAAACUUGAGAAAAUUCGAAAAUCUUCAUACGUGUGAAGUGUACACAUGGUGGAAAUCAAACACCAGAGAUAAAUAUCCCAGCAGCUUAUUUAUUACUCUAGCAUCCAUCGAACCACCUAAAUUAGAACCUGUUUUCUACCAGCAGUUAUCUUUACAUGAUUUAUCAAAAGCGUCAAACGAAACACAAAAGACAUCCGUACGUUCUUCAGACUUAAUAAAUUUACCAAAAUGGACAAGAUUAGCAGCGCAAUCUUGCAAAAUACCAAAUGAAACUAUUUUUGAAACCGAUACUAGUGAGAAUGGGUGUUUCUACGUUGCUUUCAGCAACGAGGGUAAAUAUUUGGCUUGUAGUUUCUCCGAGGAACACGAUUAUCCUAUCAUUGUCUACGAGGUGGAAACGAAGAAGAUCCAUGUUCGAUUUUCAGGACACAACACUUUCGUUUAUUCUCUAAACUGGUCUAACGACGACAAAUAUCUACUUUCUGUUUCAUCUGAUCAAACAGCUCGUAUCUGGGAUGUAGAAAAUCAAAUUGUACAACAUAUAGAAAUGAUGCCUCAUCCGUUGUACGUGUACUGUGGUAAAUUUGAUCCUGAAAAUCCUUCUAUAGUAGCAACAGGAUGUUACGAUCAGAUAGCACGUAUUUGGAUACAAGAUAAAAAGUUAAAAAAUCGUCACCUCAGCCAAGAAUUAGAAGGCCACGAGGGUUUUGUAAAUUCUAUGUGCUUUCAGAAGAACAGUAACUUAUUAACCGCAGAUAGCGUUGGGAUAAUAAUAGUAUGGACAGUAAAGAAAAGUCGGAAAAUUUCGUCUAGAAAAGAAUGGCACAUAUCAAGAAAGAUACGAGUUAGAGAUAUUGAUGGAAUCAUAAUCAAUACCAUUGUUUUACACCCUUUAGAAUCCAGGCUUCUUGUUCAUUCGAGAAACAAUGGAUUGAGGAUGUUGGAUCUUGCAACUGGUGUAGUAUUACAAAAGUACAAUGAAUUAAAUAAUCAGAGGAUACAAUCAACAGCUUGUAUUUCUCCUUGUGGCGGUCUGAUACUUUGCGGUGGUGAAGACUCCUCGUUGAACGUAUGGAAUUUAGAAACUGGAAACUUGCUCGCUGAAUAUACCUUUGACAGAAACUGUCGAGCUGUUACUUGUGUGGACUAUCAUCCUUACGAUCAUGUAUUAGCCUUUUCAACUUUCGGCAAUGCUGCGCCAGUGAAAGUUUUACGAUUUAAUAGAGACGCCACUGGAGAAGAUGUAGGUUUAAAAAUAUUUGGAGAGACUGAGAGUACUAUAAACAACAACGAUAUUUCAGUAAGAUUUUUAAAUACUUCUGUAAGAUCUAGAGAGCAAGCACGAUUGAAGGAUAAAGAUGAAAUACCAGAGAAUGCUUCAAAAGAAAGAAGCUUACAGUCUAGUCAUAGUUACAAUUCUAGUCUUUAUAAAUCACCUGAUGGUGCUUCUUCAGAGAAAGGUGAUAAGUACAGCAAUGCAAGAAUAAAACUUCAGCGAUUAAACGAAGCUGGACAAACGUUAAAAAGUAAAAGUGCUAGUCGUUUGUAUAAUAUCAUUGAGAAGAUUGAUAGAAUUUUAUCGAAUACAUCAAGAUCACCGGGUGAUGUGGAGUCUGGAUGGAAUCUCAUUCAAGAAACAAAUAUAAGUAAACCCUUAACGAGUUUAAGCGAAAACGUAGAGAAUAAUAGAACUAAAUCAAAGAAAAACAAAUCAGCAUAUUUAAAUAAUGAGAAUUCUUAUAUGGAAUCAACUGCGACGAGCAGUGAUAAACAGGAAAUAAUAGAACUCAAAACGUUGGAAGAUACAAAAUGGAAGAAGAGAUCAAAAAGCGCUAAAGAAAUAGGAAGCCAUGGUCUAUCUAAAGACGAUCAUGCAAAGACUUUCUCUGAUAGUGCAACAAACUAUCAGAAGUCUAAAGUUCACUGUGAAAGUGUGAAAACUAAACCACAUGAAAAUAUGGAAUCCAGUUUCAUUAUUCAACCUAAAGAACAUAAUUUUAAGUCAUUAGUUUUUCAUAAGAAUAAUCGUUUUAAGAAUGAUGAUUCGAAUUCAUCUGGUAGUACUGGGACUUAUGUUGUAGAAAGAAUCGAUAAAGAAUCAAUAAAAAUAAUUGAGGAUAGAGAUUUAAGUGAUACAGAAAAUGAAUCAAAUGUUGCAAAACGUUCUGACAGUGAUAGUUCAGUGGCUAGCAAUGCAACUUUUACUAUAGAGAAUGAAGUCCCUAUACCAAAGCCUAGAAAGAAGAUAGAUUUAAAAUAAUUUAUUAAAACACUGAGUUCGCGAUGAUUUUUCGAAGUCUACCUUGGGUACCACGGCUCGUAUUGAAUAUUUUAUUCAGUAUACAGUACCUUUACAUUAUUCAGUAUAUUAUAUUUACAUAAAUUAAUAAUUUGCGAGAUGUGUGUUCUUAUUAUUUGUUAUAUCUAUUUAU